Messenger RNA from Rotaria socialis, 1401 nucleotides. The record is from the annotation of a GenBank genome assembly. Lineage: Eukaryota; Metazoa; Rotifera; Eurotatoria; Philodinida; Philodinidae.
AUGGCAACCUCUGCAAUCAUAAGACGUAAUAGUUUUGAUCGUUUGCGUGCGAUGGAAUAUGAUCAAACAGAAUCAACGUACGUGUGUGAUUGUGGAAAUGAAUAUAUGAAUGAGAACACUCUCAACCUACAUAAAAAAAAUGAUUGCAAAAAUCGAUCAAUUAAAUGUUCAUUUUGUUCAGAAACAUUUCCAUCGUCAAAUCUCAUACGUGAUCAUUUACUUUUCUGCGGAAAUAAAACUGAUCAAUGUCCACGUUGUCAUCAAUUAAUACGACGUUCGCAUUUUGCUUAUCACUAUGAAAACAAAUGUGUAUCAGUUGAUGAAAUAGAAACUCCUCCAAGUCGAAUUAAAAAUCGAUCGGUACAUCAUGCACCUGUAAAUCUUAAUAUGCCAUUUUCGAGAGUCGAUGUUCCCAGUAAUGGCUAUCCUGAAGAAUAUCCUGGACAAAAGUCUUCGACAAAUUCUCCAAGAGGAAACGGUAAAAUGCAAUUGACUCUGUCAAAUCCAAACGAUUCAUCGAUGAUAAUCAAAUGCGAAUUUUGUCAUAAUGAAUGUGUUCGAAAUGACUAUCGAACUCAUAAGGAUAAUUGCCUUAAAAAUCCAGCAAAUAUUAACCGAAAACAAACAAUUGCAAUACCGUUAAGGCCAAAUCAAGCUUCAGCUAGUUCCAAUGGUAUUGUUCAUAUCCCGUGUGAAAUUUGUCAACAGCCCAUUGAUUUACCUAAUUGGUCAAAUCAUACUCAAAGUUGCCGUGAACGAGAGCAACAACGAUUAAACAAACGUGCCGAAACAAUUAAUCAAGAAUCUGUUACUGAACAGUUUCCAUGUGAAUAUUGUCAACAAUUAUAUUUAGCUCAACAACUUCAUGCACACGAAAAAAGCUGUGGGAGAAAUCCGACUAAUACAGUCUUAGUACGUGGCCAUGCUCAACGGCCACAACUUUCAAAUAAUGUCUUUCUACCAAUCAAACGACAGAAUAAUCAAAGCAAUCCAAUUUCGCCUAAACCUCGAUCACCAGACGAUCCUCGUUUUGCUCAAUAUCAACGUAUUGAUAUUGACCGUACACACCAAGCCAAUAGAUCACUGGAUAAUGAGAGAGAAAAUUCUGCUCGUCGCGGUCGUAGUAAUGACAAUUUAUCGAUGCGAUCAAAUGAAAUCCUAGUAGAAUCACCAAGAGAACCUAAUCCACAUGGGAUCUCACGGCGUGUCAAAUCAUCUGAUAACUUACGACUCGUAUAUGAUAAUCAAGAUUUAAGUAAUAAUUCUGACGGUUAUCCCCCACGACCCCCCAAUAACAGUCGUCGACAUCAAAAUAACAUUAACCGUAAAAGUGAAAGGCGCGAACUAAUGAACGAUAAUUAUAUCUGUCCCAAAGCGGGCAAGAAGAAAAAAUCUUGGUAA